Messenger RNA from Anguilla rostrata (American eel), 6007 nucleotides. It is a transcript of the gene dlg4b, whose product is annotated as discs, large homolog 4b (Drosophila). Bases 953 to 3124 code for a protein of 723 amino acids. Gene Ontology annotation, molecular function: kinase binding. The record is from RefSeq and is a predicted model, not a curated record. NCBI's taxonomy places the organism in Eukaryota, Metazoa, Chordata, Actinopteri, Anguilliformes, Anguillidae. The transcript has 20 exons. Gene Ontology annotation, biological process: establishment or maintenance of epithelial cell apical/basal polarity; cell-cell adhesion; AMPA glutamate receptor clustering. Gene Ontology annotation, cellular component: neuromuscular junction; neuron projection; postsynaptic density membrane.
CACAAAUUACAACAGCGGAAUACCCGUCGGGGAGACAGCGCGAGAGAGAGAUGGAGAAAAGGAGAAAUGAAAAGAUACCAGACAUAGACUAAAGGGACAGAUAGAUUAAAGCAGAGUUGAGCUUUCUUUCAAAACCUUCCCGGCGGAGGGGGGAUGAAAACAUACGCAGAUUUUUUUCCCUAGCCUUUGAAAAUGAGCUAAGGUGAAACGUUUCCAGAACAACGAUAAUGCUUUUGUAGUUCCAAAUUGAUUGUUUUAGGCGCGUUAUUUAUGCGCGGUAGUAUGCGUGGAUGAAAUGAUCAUGUAUUGGUGCUUAAACUAAGAGGAAUAAGGCAAACUCUUUAAAUAAUUAAGUUAAGUUAAUCGAGCAUGUCAUAUGAGUUUACCAUUUGGUUCGGGAUAGAAACAAGGAUUUGACGCGCUCUCUUGGACUCUUAGACUUAUGUCCAACAUAUUGCAAGACGAGUCAAAUUUAUUGUUUUAUUUCACUGAAUCGGAUAUCGGAAUAGCAACCGAAACAAAACAGAACCGCAAACUAACCGUUGGAUUAAACUGUGAGUAGAGCGAAAAAAAACUGCCCACGUUUCUUUUGAAAUGUUGGAUGCCUGAGGUUCAGUGUAAUUAAAAUGUGUUUUGUUUCAGUGUAAUACAGAAAUUGCACGAACAUUUGUGAAACAGGUAAUUUAAAGGCUAGUCUUAAAACGUCUUAGCUAACCGUUAUUGGCAUUCCGUGUCCCGUGCACACGCGCCUUCACGUUUACUUGUAACGGUAUAAAGACAUUUUUGAGAGAAUUUGGUCGCUGAAGUGCGUAAUUAAUUUAAUUUGUGGUUUGUGUAGUCGUAUAUGUAAACGAAGACGACCCUUCUAUCUUUCCUCUUAUCCAUCUACACAUUCUCUCCCUGGAUUCAUCUAUAAUUUUGUGUGAUUCAGAGUCUGAGUUCACCGGUCAGUAUGUUUGUGUCCGUGUGGUACGCGAAGAAAAUGGGCCGGCGCUUCAUCAACAACGUGAGGAAAGCGAAGAAGCAGAGGCAAAGAAUGCUGGCCAACUCCCCUCCUGUGGUUGUUAACACUGAGACACUUGAUGGCUCCCCCUACGUGAAUGGUACAGAUGGAGAAGUGGAGUAUGAAGAGAUCACAUUGGAGAGGGGGAACUCAGGUCUGGGCUUCAGCAUUGCUGGAGGGACAGAUAACCCCCACGUGGGUGAUGAUCCCAGCAUCUUCAUCACCAAAAUCAUUCCUGGGGGCGCGGCCGCCCAGGAUGGCAGACUCAGGGUGAAUGACAGCAUCCUGUUUGUGAACGACGUGGACGUGCGGGAGGUGACGCACAGCCUGGCCGUGGAGGCGCUGAAGGAGGCCGGCGCCAUCGUCCGGCUCUACGUCCUGCGCCGAAAACCCGCGGCGGAGAAAGUCACCGAGAUCAAACUGAUCAAGGGCCCCAAAGGCCUGGGCUUCAGUAUAGCUGGAGGCGUUGGGAACCAGCACGUACCCGGAGACAACAGCAUCUACGUCACCAAGAUCAUCGAGGGCGGGGCCGCACACAAGGAUGGGCGGCUACAGAUUGGAGACAAAAUACUGGCUGUGAACACAGUGUCUCUGGAGGACGUGAUGCACGAGGAUGCGGUGGGGGCGUUGAAGAACACGGCGGAGGUGGUGUACCUGAGGGUGGCCAAGCCCACCACCCUGUACCCCACCGACAGCUACAACCCCCCCGACCUCACCAGCUCGUACUCUCCACACAUGGACAAUGAGAUGGGCCAUCCCAACUACCUGACCUCGGAAUACCCACAAGCCCUCACUCCCACCUCCCCACGCAGGUAUUCUCCCAUCCCCAAGGGCAUGAUGGGAGAUGAUGACAUACCAAGGGAGCCCAGGAGGGUUCUCAUCCACCGGGGCUCCACGGGGCUGGGCUUCAACAUCGUGGGCGGUGAGGAUGGCGAGGGCAUCUUCAUCUCCUUCAUCCUGGCGGGGGGGCCGGCCGACCUGAGCGGGGAACUGCGCAAGGGCGACCAGAUACUGAGCGUUAAUGGAGUGGACCUUCGGCAUGCCACACAUGAGCAGGCUGCUGCUGCACUGAAGAACGCCGGACAAACUGUCACCAUCAUCGCCCAGUACAGACCCGAGGAGUAUAGCCGUUUUGAGGCGAAGAUCCACGAUCUGCGGGAGCAGCUCAUGAAUAGCAGUAUGGGCUCUGGGACCACAUCACUGAGGAGCAACGCCAAGAGGAGCUUCUACAUCAGGGCCCUGUUUGACUACGAUAAGACCGCAGACUGUGGCUUCCUGAGUCAGGCGGUGGGCUUCCGCUUUGGGGAGGUGCUGCACGUGCUGGACUGCGGGGACGAGGAGUGGUGGCAGGCGCGACGGGUCAGCAUCCAGGGCGAGUGCGAUGAGGUCGGGUUCAUACCCAGCAAGAGGAGGGUUGAGCGGAAGGAGUGGUCGCGAAUGAAGACGAAAGACAGGGACCGAAGUCGAGACAGCAUAGGAUCGCAAGGGAGAGAUGAUUUCAUACAGAGCUACGAGAUGGUCACGCAAGUGGAAGUGCAUUACGCGCGGCCGAUCAUCAUCCUCGGUCCGACGAAGGACCGCGUGAACGAUGACCUGCUGUCUGAAUUCCCCGACAAGUUUGGGUCCUGUGUUCCCCACACCACGCGGCCCAAGCGGGAGUAUGAGGUGGACGGGCGGGACUACCACUUUGUGUCGUCACGGGAGCAGAUGGAGAAGGACAUUCAGAGCCACCGCUUCAUCGAAGCCGGGCAGUACAACAGCCACCUGUAUGGCACCAGCGUCCAGAGCGUCCGAGAGGUGGCAGAGCAGCAAGGGAAGCACUGCAUCCUGGACGUGUCAGCCAAUGCCGUGCGGAGACUGCAGGCCGCCCAGCUCCACCCCAUCGCUAUCUUCAUCCGCCCCAGAUCUCUGGAAAAUAUUUUAGAGAUCAACAAGCGCCUGACUGAGGAACAGGCUCGGAAGGCCCUGGACCGCGCUGUGAAACUGGAACAGGACUUCAUCGAGUGCUUCUCAGCCAUUGUGGAAGGAGACAGCUUCGAGGAGAUCUAUCACAAGAUUAAGACAGUGAUCGAGGAGCAGUCUGGGCCAUACAUCUGGAUUCCUGCCAGGGAGAGACUGUGAGCCUGUCCCCCAUCCAGCCAUCAUCUCCUCUGUCAGCUUGAAACGCACUCUGAGAGAGAGAGGGGGAGAGAGAAAAGGGGACUCAAAUAGCUGACCAGCUCUGUCAACCCUAUUCGCCAUGACCAGACUCAUGAAUCAUGUCUGAGAGAGAGCAAGAAAGAGAGUGAGAGUGAGAGAGAGAGAGAAAGAAAGAGAAAGAGAGAGAGAGCGAGCGAGAGAGAGACUGAACCCCCUGUUCCCCUGUCUUCCCAUUUCUUUGUAAAUCUCUUUCUAUGGCCCCUCUCCAGUGAAAUCCAGUCAGUGUCUGUCUGUGAGUGCGUUCUGGGAGAGACGGUGGUGAAGGGGAGAGGGGAGAAUGGGAGAUGAGGCUUUUGGGCCGGGGGAUAAGCACAGGGAAAUGGUCCCCGCCCAACAGUCCGGUUCCUUCCCUCUCUGCAUCUCUCUCUCCCAUUCUUCGCUCUCCUCCUCUGUCCGUCCUUCUCUUUCUCCCUCUCUCCAUCACUCUGUCUCACCAGCUGCUUCCGAUACUACCUUAAGCCAUCCGUUUAGAGUGGUUCAUCCCGCCUCGUCUGGAAAAAGUGGACAGAUGAUUACCGGACACGACACAGAGGAAAACGCAACGCUAGGGAAACAGCAGCCCCCCGUUCCUUCCCUCUUCGCUCUCAUUCCCCUCUCCUCUUACCAGACCCCGCUCUCUGUCCACUCUGGACAGAGAGGGACGGGGAGGGUGUGAGAGGGAGAAAGAUAAAGUGAACGGUCUGCUUAGGAAUGGAUCGAAUUUCAAAAGAGGACCCAAAAUUACAAGAGACAAUCUCACAAUGAAAAAGUGGACGAGUAACUGAAAAAGUGAGAACCUAUUUAUUAACAAUAAUAAUAUGAAUAACUAUAAUGUUGUGAAUUAUGGCCUUUGUUCAGAAAAAGACACGGUCACGCUCUCACUCUGUCACCCACGCAGAGAGGAGAUCAGACACAUGGAAAAAUGGAAAAAUAAUUUGACCCAAAAGCCCCCUCUUCUGCAGAAUUUGUGCAUGCUUUCUUAAAGACGUGUGAGACGGCAGCAAAAGGAAGAAGGAAGGAGAGAGCACCAGGAAAUCAAGAGACGAAGAAGAAAAGAGAAGGAACAAAGCGAGGAGGAAGAUUGACUUGUUUUUUGGCUCGCUCUGCUGAUCCUCUUGAGGGUGCAGUCAUUGUGUGAGGUCGCAAGAGAGAAAAACCAUGAUAGUGAGAGAGGGAGGGAAGGAGGGAGAGAUGUGCUUAUGAGAGAAACAAAUGUGUUGAGAUUAGAUAAAAACACUACAUUGUAUUUCCCUCAACACAAAAUGAGAAGUGACCCUGUUUGUCCUGAGGCUUUGUCUUCUCCUUCAUGGCUGAAACACGCAGCUUCGGUUUUUCCCCCGUCCCUCAACACAUCUCCGGCUAAAGCUCUCUCUCUUUCUCAUCCACUUUCUCACAGAGGGAUGCUACAUAUAGGCAACAAAUUUAGACAAAUGUAUAAAUUAAAUUAUAUCUAUAUUUUUAACAGACAAACAAAGAAACAUUCUAACAGGACUUUGAAUCUUGAACAAAUGGAAUAUCUUACGCAAUUUUAAUUUUGAGGGAAAUGUGCUUUUUUUGGCGGGGGUGGGGUGAUGGGAGGGGAGGGGGGUGGUUUAUUUGCGUUCUGCCAUUUUUGGGGUAAAUGUUUUAGCAGUGGUCUGUUUGCAUUCUGCGCUGCAUAAAAAUGUGCAGCAAUAUUCAUACACGGGGUCAGAGGGAAUGCAGAGAGUGGGAAGCCUCUGCACUUUACGGUGUUAAAUGUGUUCCUGUGGACGCCUUGUCUCCUCUAGGGGGAGCUCUCAAGCUCCUUUUUGGCUCCCCCUAAACCCCUCAGUGGUCAAAGUAGGUGAUACAUAUUCUCCAAAGUAUCAUUUUGGACCCAACAGUAAUUUGCCUGUUCUCAUAAUGGUCUUUACAAACCUACGAAAAUAUCCUGUAGGACAGACCAGUUUGGAAUAGCAUUUAGGCCAAUUUACUUACAGGACAGGCAAAUGAGGUGGAUGUGGCCAGUCGGAUAGAAUUUUUUUUUGAGGGCAUACGUGCUUAUUGGCUACCCGUUUAAAAGUAAGGUCAUGUGACACAGAUAGCGAUCUCCUGUCGAGAACCUGGCAGUGUCAUUUAGAAAACGAUCGCAGAUUAAUGGUUCGCGUGUUUCCCAUCUUUCACGGGAGGAAACCGCGCUGACCGUUCGAGCGCUUUCUGACACAAAGGGUUCCAACAAAAACAGCGGCUGAUUACCGCCGUUGCUAAUAUCAAGCUGACGUUGGCUAAUCGCCAGUAUCCCGCAGCUUUUGUAAACCUUAAUUGGUUUGACAGGAGUGAGCCGGCCUAUUGGACGUAUUCUCCGUGGAAGGCGUUUCAUACCUUUAUACCUCAGAGGAAAAAGAAAGCUUUUUAAACCGACGCAUCCCCCCUGAGUUCAUCUCUCCAAGCGCUCCUGCGGUCGUCGAUGAAAGCUCUCUCGCCUCGCGUUUGACUCUUAUUUGAAUGGCGUAACGACCUUGUGCGCACUGGAUGACGCAGAGCAGAACGCCGAGCAGAAACGAUGCCGUUCCACCGCAUCUCCACACAGCGCUGGUCAGUGUCCGCCACUGCUCGCACGGACAGAGCUUUCAUUGUCAGUGUGUUGGCACUGUCGGUCCCCAGAGAGUCACAUGACUUCCCCCCCCAAGUGCCAGGAUGAACCAGUGUUCUGUAAGGCCACAGAAAUGUCCCAUUGCUUGCCGCCAUCGGUUGAGAAACAUACUCGUGUAAUGAAGUGAAGGUGGCAGACACCACCGUCGGUGGCUGUUUGUGUGAUAUAUAAAUAAUAUUGUUAUAAUCUAAUACACUGUAUGGGAGCUUGGC